Acyrthosiphon pisum (pea aphid) is the source of this 861-nucleotide messenger RNA. Its product is annotated as kelch-like protein 2. Gene Ontology annotation, molecular function: protein binding. Gene Ontology annotation, biological process: response to endoplasmic reticulum stress. Lineage: Eukaryota; Metazoa; Arthropoda; Insecta; Hemiptera; Aphididae. The record is from RefSeq and is a predicted model, not a curated record. The transcript is spliced from 4 exons. Bases 1 to 861 code for a protein of 286 amino acids.
AUGUUCUAUCGAUCUGAUACAUCGCCAAAGUGUUAUACAGAAUGGUAUGACCCAGUAACCAAACUACGUGGGAAAGCACCAGAGAUAAAUGAUUGUCGAUUGACAGGUGGUCUAGCUGUAAUAAGAGAUCAGUUUGUUUUUGCUGUAGGAGGUGUAAAUGAAUCAAGUUCAAGAUCUGUUAAUAUGCUUGAUGUAUCCUCACAAUCGCCGUCAUGGGUUCCAAUGGCCGACAUGUUAGAAAGUAGAAAUGAGUUAGGAGUUGGUGUUUUAGAUGAUUGUAUAUAUGCAGUUGGAGGACACGACGGCUAUAAUGCUUUAAAUAGUCUAGAGGUAUUUGAUGUCAGUAAUCAAAAAUGGAGAAUAGAGUUUGGUAUGGCAAUUGAGAGACAUGAUUUUGAUGUUGGUGUACUCAAUAAUCUUCUAUACGCGGUUGGAGGUGGUGAUGGUGAAUUUUGUUUGAAAUCUGUGGAAUAUUAUGAUCCCGUACUUGACACAUGGACACCAGUUGCAGAGAUGUCUACAAACCGUCAAGGUGUUGGUGUAGGAGUCUUGGAUGGUCUUAUGUAUGCUAUUGGUGGAUAUGGUAGUAAAAAGUAUCUUAAAAGUGUUGAGGUUUAUAGACCGAUUGAUGGAAUUUGGUCUUCUGUAGCUGAUAUGGAAAUAUGCCGAUUUCGCCCUGGAGUAGCCGUUUUAGAUGGUUUAUUGUAUGUGAUGGGCGGAGAAAAUGAAUCAUCUAUUGUUGAUACUGUAGAAAUUUACAACCCCAACACCAAUACUUGGACCUUGGAAAGAUUGUCAAGAAAUGAUGUACACAUUUAUGGUGGAGUAGUUGUUGAUAGACCACCAAAUUUUACUAACUAA